AGGAAACACAAAGUGAAAGUAUACAGUAGCGGAAAACCAGUGUGAUAAAACACAGAGCCAGCCUUUACAGACAGAACAAAAACAAAGAUGUUUAGAUCUUCAAAGACGAGUCUUUAAAUGGCAAACAUGGAAAUAUUACCUGUCCGAAUAUCUGUGUUAACUCUUCUGCUGUAUCCACAGAUCAUCACAAUGUGGACAGACUACUAUACAGUAAAUGUCCUGGCCUAUACUCGCAUGAUGGGAAACGGGUCCAUGGAUCAGACAGUCGUUGUUCUGGUGAAUGACAGCAUAUUUGCAUACUUUGACCAGGAAAAUAAAACAUUUGCCCUGCGUCCCAGUGCAAGCGCAGGGUUUUCUGUUUUAGAGAAGCGCGACAGCAUUUUCUGCCUGGGUGAGGUGACAAAGGGAUUCUAUCGACAAGCUGAAUACCUGGAUAAACUCAAAGAGGAAACAAACUCAUCUAAGCCACUUUUGGUACGCCCUUCAGUCAGUGUGUAUACUGAGUUUCCUGAGGAAGAAGGAAAAGCAAAUGUCCUUUACUGCUAUGCCACUGGGUUUUACCCUGGUGACAUUGAAAUAAACUUGUUUCUAAAUGGCCAUAAGUCCAUUGUGAAGGUAGAGACGUCUGACUUAAUAUAUAGCAAAGACUGGACCUUCAGAGUGUACAAGUACAUGACUAUCACCCCACGGACUGGAGACGAGUACACAUGUGAAGUGAGACACAGCAGUAUGGCUGAACCCAAAAUAAAAACGUGGAGGCCUGAAUUUUCAGCAUCCACAUCACAUCUCUACUGGGCUUGUUCACUACCUCUCGGGAUCCUGUUGGGCAUCAUGACAUCUGUCUUGAUUUUAAGAAGAAAACAGCGUUCUCUGUUAUAAUGAUGCUUUGAAAAACUGCAGUAUAUAUAUGCAUAUGUAAACUUUCUGGCUUAUUCUACAGAAUUGGCUCAAAGUCAGAGUUGGAAACAUCUUGAAAAUAAUGUCUUUUUCCACAAAUUUUCCACAAAAUAUCCAGGGUACACAUUUAAUUAUGCAGUUAAUUCUCAUAUUGUAUUUUCAGAAAGUUUUUGAAUGUUUUUCCUUUCCCCAACUUUGUCACUACCGAAACACAAUAAUAAAUAAUUUAAUAAGAAGGGUUACAUUGACCUAUUAAGAUUUUGUACAUUGUAAAUAUAUUUUUUGCCAUUUAAAAAAAAAAAAGUUUUCACAGGUAAAUCAAUAACAAUUACAAUUUUAACAAUAUUUCAAGUCUAAUUUAUGAGAUUUGUUGUAUUUUGAAUCCAAUCUUUCUUUGUAAAAGGCAUAAAGUUUAUCAAACUGA
Ctenopharyngodon idella (grass carp) is the source of this 1321-nucleotide messenger RNA. RefSeq lists its product as uncharacterized. Gene Ontology annotation, biological process: positive regulation of T cell activation; immune response; peptide antigen assembly with MHC class II protein complex. The record is from RefSeq and is a predicted model, not a curated record. Gene Ontology annotation, cellular component: MHC class II protein complex; MHC class I protein complex. Bases 118 to 879 code for a protein of 253 amino acids. Gene Ontology annotation, molecular function: MHC class II protein complex binding. Lineage: Eukaryota; Metazoa; Chordata; Actinopteri; Cypriniformes; Xenocyprididae. The transcript has 4 exons.